AGACACAAAUUUCAUUUGUUAGAGGAUGUAAAAUUAAGGGAAGGUUUUACCAUCUUUGCAAGCAAUUCCUUCUAGUAUUCCUUCCAGCUUCUUUUAAGUUUCAAAAACCUAAACCAUUUGAAGUUUUUUGAUCUGUAUUUCGUUUUCAAAGAAAGGUUUCUUUUACUUCCAAGCUUCAAUUUACUACUCCAAGCAUGGUAUCCACAUAUAUGCAAACCACUCUUAACUAAAUUCUGUUCUCUCCCCAGUUUUCGUUAGAAUCAGAUAUUCUUCGGUUAUUUUAGGGUAAUAAUUCAAUUCAAUAAAUGGGUGAAGAAAAACAUCAACCUCACCAACUUCUAAGCAUUUUCUACAGGUUCUUCAAAUUCAUUAUGAAAAGCCUAGCUUCACAAAUCCUUAAACUCUUCAAUUUGGGUCGUCGAAUGAAUUGUAGUAUACCCCCAGCACCACCGACGUCUGAUGCUAUGCCUGGUAGCAAAAGCAACCAAAUGGCCAACCCAAUGGCUGAGGGAACUUCUAGCCAAUGUGAAAGUCAGUCAGACCCUUCUUCAUCACUUGAUUCUCUAAGAAAUAAUGGAGUAGAAGAUGACAAGAAGCUCACACCGGUUCAAGCUGUGGCCAUUAAUAUUGAAUCUUCUUCACCUCUACAAGCUAGCAUGGGGAAUAGUGAGUUGCACAGUGAUGCUGGAAAGAGAGAAGAGAAAGCACCUGAACCCUCCAUUGUACCUCAUGCAAAAGCUCCAGAGAAAGUGGCCAGCAUACGGAAAACAGUCAGCAUAAAUGACACGGUAGAGGAUAUAGACCAAAUCAUUAAGAAAAGGAAAAAGAGCAAGUCAAUGGAAAAGUCGAAUUCGUUAGAGUCUGAAGAAGAUGAACCAAAGCCUUUAAGAUCGAUUCUGAAGGUGGGAUCUAAUCUAGAUGAGAAGACAGAUAUUUCUGUAAAUCAGGAUACAAGAAGCUAAUAGAUCUUAUAUGUGCAGCAUUAAAGGCUUUCCUUUGCUCAUUAUCAUGUAGCAUUAUAACAAUAUUACCACAGCCAAAGGCUCAUAUUAUUGUGAUAUGUGCCAAGGUAGCCAAACUAUGCUUGACCAGUAUUGUGGUACUUGUAAAAUGACAUACAUGAGAAAAUUCGAAUGAAUUUCUGUUAAAUUGAUUUAUAUUUGAUAUAUUUCAGAUAAUAA
This is a messenger RNA of Ziziphus jujuba (common jujube), 1181 nucleotides long. RefSeq lists its product as uncharacterized. Bases 306 to 962 code for a protein of 218 amino acids. The transcript has a single exon. NCBI's taxonomy places the organism in Eukaryota, Viridiplantae, Streptophyta, Magnoliopsida, Rosales, Rhamnaceae. The record is from RefSeq and is a predicted model, not a curated record.